AUGCAAACUCCAGAGCUGGACCAUCUUCACCGUCGUCAACAGCCUCGCCUCGGCACUUCGACAAGCCAUCUCAACCAGCGACGAGUCUUCUCCGACGUGACACGCUUAUCCAUCGACCUGACUUGGGCUCGAUCAGAGUCGGACCAGGCCAGCCGCGCAAGGGCCUACCCUUCUCCGCCCAUGUCAGGGUCUCCUCCGCUUCCGCCAAAACCAACUCACGAGGCUGGCGAACGAAGUCAAGGAAGCUACCGGACGAGUCACGAUGCCUACAAUAGAGUUGCGACGACGGCUCCUUCCCACGGCAUCGACAUGAGGGUACACUCCAGAACCCCGGCUCACCAGUCGUAUGCACCGCAUCUGCACCGCCAGCCGCCAUCCUUUUCACAUACGAUACAAGGUUCCUCUGCCAGAUCUUAUGCUUCCGAACCCCAAGACCGAUAUUCGUAUCCUUCGUACGGGCGCCCAGAAGACCAGCAGUUGUCGUCGUCCGGAGGCCAUGUCGCUGCCUAUCCUCCGCCAACGCAUCUCCAGGGGCCACCAGCGAUGUCGGGAUAUACGCCGUAUUUGCCACCACUUCCAGGACCAUCAUCGAUGCAACAGGGAUACCCGUCUUCCCCUCGAGCUUCGGCACCCGCUCAGAUUCCGUCUCCGAUCCCAGGACAACCGGACAGCUCAUCUCCUAAAUCACAACGAAAGACGAAAGGGCAUGUCGCGUCAGCUUGCGUGCCCUGCAAAAGGGCCCAUCUCCGUAACGGAAAGGAAGAUGCUUGCGUCGAUGUACAACACAAGAAAAGAGGCCGGCCAAGGCUUCGUGAGGAGAGAGAUUUGAGGUACGAACUAUCUGGGCGAGGAGCCUCGGGUGGCCAUUCAGCUGAGCCAUCAAUUCGCAGACCGGUGCCGACCUUGUACGGACAACCGUCCGCGUCCUUGGGCUCCGGGUACGCUGUUUCUACCCGCCGAGGCCAAACCGCUUCCUACAGGGUUUUAAAGUCACAACCUGCUGAUCCCAUCGUUCCAAGGUUUAUUGAGCGUGGUUCUGCUUCCGAUGCCAACGUCUACUCUGCUCCUGUCUCCAUCACAACCCGUCCACUUGAACCAGCUGUUUUUCUCACCACCGACCUUGAAUUGGCAAAGGCGUCCAAUGCCUUUCUGGACGCAAUCGGCCGCCACACUGUCAAAGGCCUCAACCUCUUGGACAUCAUCUCUCCCAUGGAACGUGAGCGUGUGGUCUCUCUUCAGCGGCAAAUGCAAGAUGAACGCGAACGCAAAGAUCCCCAGUACCUACCCCCGAUUUUUGUUAAGCGGGACGAAGAGCGCGUGAUACAGUCCCUGGGUUUCUCGGCAGAAGAUAUGUCCCGAUAUGCUUUGGACUGGCACGAGUACCUUACGUUCAGCUCCUCAGAUGCUCAGCAAAGAACGGUCCCAGUACACAUGGGCCUCGCUAAACAAGACUCGAUCUACUUUAUUGUCUUGGUGCUCGACGUUGCGGUCCGGCCACUAGGGCACCCAACACCCUCUCCGCACUCGUCGUAUGCGUACCAGGCAAUGCAGCAGGCACCACCACAGCACCAACUUUUCUCGCAGCCCACGCCUGUUUCGGCCACUUUUGAUACUGGGCGCCCCCGCAUGCCGAGUGACUCUGGUAUUCUACCGCACCGUCCUACACCGUCCGGUGGCCCGUCGCCGAUGCUCUCCGGUCUGAGCCCCAGUGUUUCUUCUACAUAUGCCCCCUCGCCAGGCCGCACAGAUUAUCCUACGGGCCCGCCGUCAUAUCAGACACCUCGCAGCGAGCUAGUUUCUCACCCUUUGUCGCAUCGCCAGCCACAGCCAACAGGCAGUCCUAGCUUUCAGCUACCUCCGAUCCGAGACCGACCGGUCCCGGUAAGGCAGAUGGACGGCUCCGCGACCUCGAGAGACGACAAGUCAAGAGUCGAUAUUGGCGGCUUGAUCGACGGUCCGGAGCCACUCAGACGAAUGCAUUAA
Molecule: messenger RNA, 1983 nt
Organism: Sporothrix schenckii 1099-18
Lineage: Eukaryota; Fungi; Ascomycota; Sordariomycetes; Ophiostomatales; Ophiostomataceae
Product: c6 zinc finger domain containing protein
Exons: 2
Coding region: 1-1983 (660 amino acids)
Source: RefSeq, a predicted model, not a curated record